CGCCUUAAAGGAGGAAGUGUAACCAAUGGAAAAAUAAACAAAAGGCAAUAUGAAAGAGGGCGUUCCAGAAAUAGAGAAGCUCUCAAGUCCAAGAGAAGUAGCAGAAAAAAACAAAUAUAAAGCAGAACAAGAACAAGAGCAAAAAGGAACAAAAGGCAAUAUGGAAGAGGGCGUUCCAGAAGUAGAAAAGCUCUCAAGUCCAAGAGAAGUAGCAGAAAAAAACAAAGAUAAAACAGAACAAGAACAAGAGCAAAAAGGAGAGGAAACGAAGGGAGCUAAUGGUGGGAUUUUGAACAAUCUGAUAUCCAACUUUAUCGAUGCAGCAACAACAACAACAACAGUAGACGACAAAUCUGGUGAAAAUAUGGAGAAAUCUGAAGUUAAAGAUGAAGAUGAGAAGACGAGACAGAGUUCAGGUGCUGGAAUCUUAGAAAAGAUUAUCUCUCAUCUUCCAGCUGAAGAUGAAGUUCCAACGACAGAGGAGGCAACCAUGCUGAUCCACUCUGUGAUUGACUGAAGAGAGACUUCAACCACAAUAUAAUUUAUUUCCAUCGUUUUUAUUGUUGUGAGUUGUGAUUUUGUUUUUUUCUUCUUUGUUUCUGUUUUUAAUUAUUUGUAAAUUUGAAAUUUUGUCCAUACAUUAAUCGUCUUGUGUUUGAAUAUUUUC
Molecule: messenger RNA, 667 nt
Organism: Eutrema salsugineum
Lineage: Eukaryota; Viridiplantae; Streptophyta; Magnoliopsida; Brassicales; Brassicaceae
Exons: 2
Coding region: 50-517 (155 amino acids)
Source: RefSeq, a predicted model, not a curated record